Molecule: messenger RNA, 1074 nt
Organism: Conger conger (European conger)
Lineage: Eukaryota; Metazoa; Chordata; Actinopteri; Anguilliformes; Congridae
Gene: edaradd
Product: EDAR-associated death domain
Exons: 6
Coding region: 443-1057 (204 amino acids)
Biological process (GO): signal transduction
Molecular function (GO): protein binding
Source: RefSeq, a predicted model, not a curated record
CCGCCGUAGCCUAAAUCGGAGUUCCUGUUUCUACAUUGUAUCAUCGUACUGCAAGCCGCAUCGUGAUUUCCGCUGUUCGUGGAAAACGCCUUGUGUAGAGGAAAUCUGUCUUGCACUUACCACGAUGGAGACGGAAAAUAAUAUUCAUUUGAAACGCUGUACUGGCGUGUGAACAUUGGUUUAUAUUCAUGUAUUCUUCCUGAGCUUAGGCAGCCUGAAAUACUGGACUUGAACUUGAAACGCCGCUCACCUGAACUUCCGUUGUUAUAGUGGUGAGGAAAAAAAACGCCAGGCGCUCAGGUGCUACUAUAGCCUGUACAACCGAGAAGGGGAGGACUGUCGAAAAACUGCAGGAACCCACGUUUACGCUCUAUUUUCAGUUAUUUCCAGUGGUGACUUCCUCGGCAGACUUUCUUAUACAUUUCACAAAGGUUAAGCUGGUAUGGAGAGUUUGAAGGUGUUUCAUGAGCGAGUUGAUCGCAUCACCUCUGAACCAGUGGAAGACACAGAUCCCAGCAGCCUUUUACCAGAAAAGUCGCUAAUGUCCAAUUAUCCAGUUCAAGUCACAGAACCCCAAGCCCCAGAGACUCUGCCGUUCACCAGUGUACCAGCCAGCUACAUGAUGCCUUCCUCUGAGAGGAUAAGACAGCCAGUUGACGAGAGCAAUAACAUCUACACUGACCCGAUGUCAGCAGACUUCUUCAAAGGCCUGCAGUACUCAGACACGACCCCGCCGCCCAAGAUCAGGGACCUGAUGAACGACGCGGACCUGCUGUACGAGCUGCGUCUCAAGCUGGACCCCAACCACUGCACCAUCAAGAACUGGAAGAACUUCGCCAGCCGCUGGGGCAUGAGCUACGACGAGCUGGUGCUCCUGGAGCACCGGACACAGGGCUCCGCGCACAGCCCCACCCAGGAGUUCCUGCUGCGCUACAACGAGAAGAGCGUGACGGAGCUCACCGAACUGUGCCAGCACUACCAGCGCAUCGACGUGCUGCGCGUGCUUCAGCGCUGGGUGGAGAAGGACUGGCCGUCGCGCUGGCAGAAGGCCCACUAGCCCCGCGGGCGGCUGUU